Molecule: messenger RNA, 8088 nt
Organism: Pygocentrus nattereri (red-bellied piranha)
Lineage: Eukaryota; Metazoa; Chordata; Actinopteri; Characiformes; Serrasalmidae
Gene: ches1
Product: checkpoint suppressor 1
Exons: 6
Coding region: 168-1430 (420 amino acids)
Biological process (GO): regulation of DNA-templated transcription
Cellular component (GO): nucleus
Molecular function (GO): cis-regulatory region sequence-specific DNA binding; DNA-binding transcription factor activity
Source: RefSeq, a predicted model, not a curated record
GAGAGAGGCAGAGUGAGCGAGAGAGAGUGUGGAGGCACCCAGCAGCUGAGGUGGAGGAAAUGGAGCGGUUUAUGUGUGGGAACUGAACUGAGGAUCAGCAGGAAAACUGCAUGUGGACGGAAGGACUUGACUGGUAGGAAGGAGCAGGAUUAUAAGGAGAGCUGGUCAUGCCGCCCGGAAAGCGAGCGGAUGGUCCGAGCAGUGGCAGUGUGGCAAAGGGCCUGAGCCCACUGUAUCAAGACCAACUGUACCAGGACCCGAUUCCAGGCGACCUUUCUUUGGCCCUGUCCGCCUCUCUGAGUCGUGCCCAGGAUGAGGAGCUGACCAGCCUGAGCUGGCUUCAUGAGAGCACGGACCUGUUGACCAGUCUGGGCCACUCAGGCCUGCGCAGUGUGAGCCCCCUGCAGGACUCUCAGGGUUACUGCGAAUCUUCAUCGCCAUCUCCGUCAAACUCUCCCAAAUCCAGCGGUAUUUCGCCGGGACACGGCCGCAAACCGCCGUACUCCUUCAGCUGCCUCAUCUUCAUGGCCAUCGAGGAUGCGCCGGCCAAGCGGCUCCCCGUCAAGGACAUUUACGGCUGGAUCCUGGAGCACUUCCCUUACUUCGCCAGCGCCCCUACUGGCUGGAAGAACUCGGUGCGGCACAACCUGUCGCUCAAUAAGUGCUUUAAGAAGGUGGAUAAGGAUCGCAGCCAGAGUAUAGGUAAAGGUUCUCUGUGGUCUAUAGAUCCUGAAUACAGACACAAUCUGAUCCAGGCUCUGAAGAAAACCCCGUAUCAGCCCUGCUCUCCUCAGCUUCCUACACUCUCCUCUCCACAGCAAUACCACAGCCGUCCCCUGUGGUCAGGGAGUCCACUCUUCCGAAAAAAUGGUGGAGUAAUCCUACAAGUUCCUCAGAAAGUGAUCCAGCACGGCACCCGGCUCAGAACUGAGGGGCUUCUCCCAGUCAUCAGACCCUUACCCAUAAGUCCUUUAGGGAGGACCACAGGAGUGAGAACGGUUCUGGGUGAUUAUCUGACCCGAGAUAAAGCCAGUUUAUCCCGCAAUGAUCCACCGGAGGAGUGCAGUUCUUCUUCCAGUUCUCCCCACACCACCCAGCCUGUCUGCAUCCAAGCUCAGAAGAUCAUCAGAGUGGUCACAGAGGUGAAAAAGGAGCCUAGAGACUUCCCGCUGAGCACCACCAUGGUAGCAUCAGAGCAGCCUAUCAGAAGAACGAACUGCACCAAAGUCCGUCUGCUGAAACCCGGUGAUACACUUCCUCUGAAGAAGAGGAGGGCGGAGAAAUUCCCACCCAGCGACAAUGAGGACGAAGAAAUGAAGGAGGCGGCGGGGUCGCUGCUUCACCUGGCCGGAGUACGAGCCUCCCAGAGCAAAACCAAUCAGAACACCUCCAAAGUCCAGAGAGAGGCGGAGAAAGAUUCGCCAGACUAACAUAGCAUUGAUUUUUAGCGUGCCAGUGAUGCUGUUCCUGCCAGUGUUUGCUCCCCGACAGGCCCCACUCGUUCUGUUUUUUAGAAUUUCAGGUGAAUUCAUAUGUGGCAAUAUUGAUCAAAUCAACGUUUUACUUACGUUCAAGCACUAUUUUUUUUUUAACAGGCCUCGGUUUGUUUUUUGUGCGCUCGUGUGAAGGGAUACAAGCCAUAGUGAAAGUCAUUAACAUACGAGGAUUUUUCAUUUUCACGUGUCAUACGGCUGACUGGUGCAGGAGAUGUCAAAAUUCUUCCAAAAGUAAAGCGGAAAGCUUGACUGAGGCUGUUUUCACAUCUCUACAAACCUGAGGUUGAUUUCAGAGCUUGGUUCAUUUUAGCCCAGUGGGUUUUACUCCAAGGGUUGCCAGAUUCAGGCCAUUUCAAACUUAGCAAAAAAUAUGGAACGGGUUCAAACUUGCCCAAAAUGUGUUUUAACCAACAAACUGCUAUAUACUAGUGAUAUGGCCAGAAUUACACUUAGCGGGGGCCUGUUUACAGAUCGGCAAGCGUUAAGGCUAAAAGACAUGAAGCCGAGCGCCACAGCUUGCCUUUAAUUCAUCUGGCUGACAUGAGUUGCUUUAACAAUUGCCAGCAUACCACAGCAGUUAAAGGCUAAUUAACCACAUUGCGAUGUUCUUGUCAUUUUUUCACGGUAUUGAACUUGCCAGCUGGAUGAACAGCCUAGAAGAGCGCAGAUCAGCAGAUCAGGAAGAAGAGUGUAGGUGAAGCGGUUACAUCCCGGAGCCUGUAUAAGGAACAACAUUUAGCACCAUUUUUAGUGAUAGACAGUAGGAUUCUCAAUGUAAUUUGCACAGUAAAAUAUUUCAGAUUUACUUUAGUAGUUAAAAGUAAAGAGAAACCCCAGAAUAAUGAGCCUUACUGAAGCAUUUAAAUCAGUUCUAUUUGGGGGGAAAACAUGAUGUAUAAUUAUAGAAAUAUAUCAAGACCAGGACUGUACCAUACCGACCACCACUACAAUGAAAGUGUACAAUGAAAACCAACAAUAAAACAAUAAACCUACCUAUAAAACGAUUCACGGCAUAGUCCCACUCACAAGUGGCCCCCUCGGCACUGUAGCUGCACCUCCUACCCUUUAAUGCCAUGUAGCCCAAAUGGCUUAUUUUCUUUUUGAUAAUUCUGGUUUAAAACCAGCGCAUCACUUGUUUCUGAACUAGCUUGGUGUGAAAACCAAAAAAUCUGGAAACUCCGCAAACCUCACACUUCAGUGUGUGACGUAAUCUAACACCUGAUUCCUCUCUUUCGUAAUUACCAACUCCCUUGUGUGCCAGAGCAGGAAAAACACUAAAAUAUGUAAAGCACAGGAUUGGGAAGCAUUCCCUCAGCCUGUAUGAAAGCAGAUGUUUGAACAUGAAGGUGUUCCCUUAGGCUCUGUUCGUGACUAAAGAGCCAGCAGACUGCCCUGUGAGAGACAGAUCCAUUCACUCACAGGUAUUUUUCAGCUCAGACAUUUAAAAACUGCUCUGCUGGUUAUAAAAAGUGCUAUAACAUUUCUAAGGCUUUGUUCGCACUGCAGGUAAAAGUGGGCCGAAUCAAAUCAUAAUGCUACGUUAUCUUCAUCACUGCUUUCCAAAACUGCUACAGCAAUUUCAGAAGCUUCAGAAGCUUUUCACAUGUGUCUCCAAUGUAUACACAUUAAUAACCUUUAUUUAUACCGUUUUAUGAAUAACAUUAAGUCAGUGGUUAAAAAACUCGCAGUGCGGUGUGGAACUGAACGGGACCGUUAACUCCGGCUUGGAGUGUGUGUGAAAACAGCCUUAAAGGUUUUACCUGCUGCUCUUACUCUGGGAAGUGCCAAAGAUGAUUCCUACAUAAACGAGUGCAGCUAAACCAAGUUUAUUUAGAAGAGUACCUGACAAAACGGUGACGGAAACAACCUACGCUGCAAAAAAUGUGUUCUUUGUGUUCAUUUUCAUGUUGAAAUGAUUCGAGGGGUGCGCCGCUGUUUAAUCACUAGAGCCGGUGUAAAGGAGGGAUCGUUGAUUUCAGAAGCUGGCUAACAAAAGUGCUAGUUAGCAAGCUAGAUAAAACCUCUCUAGUCCUGACAGGUUGAGUGUUGGUGGUCCUGCCUUCUAGUUUUAAUGGGUUGGAUAUUGGUGAUCCUGAUGGGCAGGAUGUUGAUGGUCCUGCAUGUUUGUCUUGAUGGAUUGGAUCAUGGUGGUCCCACCUCUUUGACCUGAUUGGUUGGGUGUUGGUGGUCUUGCAUCCUUGACCUGAUUGGGUAGAUAUUGUCAGUCGGCCUCCUUGUUCUGAGUAGCUAGACAUUGGUGGUCCUGCAUCUUUGUCCUGAUGGGUUGGAUGUUGGUGGUCCUGCCUGUUUGACCUGAUUGGUUGGAUGUUGGCAGUCCUGAUUGGUUGGUUGUUGGUGGGCCCUCUUCCUUGUCUUGGUCAGUUGAAUGUUGGUGCUUCACAUCCCUGUCUUUGGUGGCUGUUAGUGGUCCUACAUCCUUGUCCUGAUUGGUUGGAUGUUGGUGGUCUUGCAUCCUUGACCUGAUUGGUUGGAUGUUGGUGGUCUUGCAUCCUUGACCUGAUUGGGUAGAUAUUGUCAGUCAGCCUCCUUGUUCUGAGUAGCUAGACAUUGGUGGUCCUGCAUCUUUGUCCUGAUGGGUUGGACGUUGGUGGUCCUGCCUGUUUGACCUGAUUGGUUGGAUGUUGGCAGUCCUGAUUGGUUGGUUGUUGGUGGGUCCUCCAACAGUUGAAUGUUGGGUCAGUUGAAUAUUGGUGCUUCACAUCCCUGUCUGGUUGGGUGUUAGUGGUCCUACAUCCUUGUCCUGAUUGGUUGGAUGUUGGUUGUUCUGCAUCUUUGUCCUGAUGGGUUGGAGGUUGGUGGUCCUACCUCUUGGACUUGAUUGGUUGGAUAUUGGCAGUCCUGAUUGGUUGGUUGUUGGUGGGCCCUCCUCCUUGUCUUGGUCAGUUGAAUGCUUCACAUCCCUGUCUGGUUGGGUGUUGGUGGUUCAACCCCUUGGACUUGAUUGGUUGGAUGUUGGCAGUCCUGAUUGGUUAGAUGUUGGUGGUCCUGUAUCCUUGUCCCGAUUGGUUGUAUUUUGGUAGUCCUAAUGGGUUGGAUGUUGGAGGUCCCACCUUUUUGACCUGAUUGGUUGGUCCUGCCUAUUUGACCUUAUUGGUUGUUAGACCCACUGCUUUGACUUGAUUGGUUGGAUGCUGAUGGUCCUGUUUCCUCGUCCUGGCUGGUUGGAUUUUGGUAGUCCUGAUGCGCUGGAUGUUGGUGGUGCUCCUCUUUGACAUGUUUGGUUGGAUGUUUGUAAUCCCACCUCUUUAUCCUGAUUAGGUGGAUAUUAAAGAAAUAUUCACACGUAAAAAUCAGUGAUCUCUCCUUUAAUGAAAGAUUAAGAUCAGCAAAUUUCACACAUUGCAUUUACUCUGAAUUGUUCACAGACUUUUGUUUGUUCACUCAUAUUGACUUUACAGAUUACCAAUGCACCCGACUCUUAUGCUGUGCACCCAACUUUUUUAAAGAAGAGAAUACGUCAUUUUUUUAAAGAAGAGAAUUAAAAAAAAAACUAAAAAAAACAGAAUGAACACACUGCACCAACUCAGAACCUUUCAUUCUGCCGUUCAGUUUUUAAGCAGGUAAUAUUUUCUUAAUGUUUGUGAAAAAUGUCUAAUGGAUGACGAAAUGCAAAAUCAGAUGCAAUAUAUAAAUAAUUUCUGCCAAGCUUAAUGUAAAUGUACAGCACAAAUUCAUAACUGAAGCACACUUAAUAAUAUUAAUAAUAAUAAUAAUAUGUAUAUUAUACAAAGCAAUGGUACAAAACGUGUCUUUUGUGUUACAAUAUCAAACCGUACCAUUACAUGUUUACUUGAUUUAUUUGAUUUGUAUUGUUUUCUAAAACGACAUUACAAUCUAAGCAAUUUUAUCCUGCAGGAUAACACUGUAAAAAAGAUCAGAACUUUAUUAUUACUAUUUUAUUAUUAUUUUUUUAUUUAAGCUUAUAAUUUAGCCUUACCAGUUUUCUCAGUUAUACUGCAUGGGUGCUUGUAAAUAAGAAGAAGGUAUUUUUUUCUCCUUCUUAUUCAAAGAAAAUGUACGAUAGGCGAUGUAUUUAGCAUGAAGCAUGACUUAUUUUCAUAUGGCAGUAGAACGUAGAGGUUUCUUCUCUGUUACUUUUAUGAAGGCUGUGUCCGACGACUCUUCUAAUGGAAGAUACUUCAUGGAUUUUAAUUCAGAAGCUCAGGAUUGUUUUUUGGGCUUCAGGUGAAACCGAUGUUGUUCGUUGUACAAUCCUCAGUUUGGUGGUCCGCAAAAUCGUCCAUGUAAGUGUCCAAAUGUUCGUCGAGAAUCUGUGUUGAGUGAGUUUUCACUCUGUACACCCUUUAAACUUGUGCCUGUCUUCACUACGUGUGCUUGGAUGUGUUUAUGGGUUUAUUUAGUUGGUUUUCUAUGUUUUGUAACGGACAGUUAGGUCUCAUAAAUAAUCCGUUCGAGUUCAAUAUAAGAAGUUCAUAACAGGGAUGAACAAUGAUAUUGGAAUCAUAUUGAUACCUGUGUAAACUGUUUGGCAUUGGGCUUAGAUCUUAGAAUUGAAUGAUAACCAACACUGUUAUCUGAUGACACCUUUCUGUUAAACGUUUAGACGAGGCUACUUCGCUAAUAUAUCCACGUUUUGUUCAUUUUGUUAUUACUGUUCAAAAGUUUGCAAGCACAUGUUAUGAAAUGUUGUUUAUAUACAGUAAUAACAGGAUUUGAAUAUUACAAACUAGACACCAAAUGUUUUUUUGAUGCUUUAUUGAAUAUUUCAAGAAUUCUGUGACCCAAGAAGCGAAUAAAUUAAUAAAAAAUGAACUGAACAUUUGCAUAAUCUCAUCCAGAACAACAUCAGAUUUCAUUAUGUCACAGAUUGUGUUCUGGUGUUCUUGCCUGAGUGGGGAUGUGAACCCUCUCCUGCUGCACCGAAGGCUUUUUCAGUCAUGCUAGAAUCUUCUGCAGCUCUGGUCAUCCUUUUGGACCCCAUCUAAUAUCUCUGUUUUUAUUCACAGCUUCCUGAUGAUCUGAUGAAACCUGGGAAGUUGUUCUGGACAAGCAUAUUACACUCAUUUAUCUGAAACUUUCUAAGAAACCGUGAUUACAAACUUUUGAACGCUGGUGUUAAUCAAUAAAUGUUACAUUUCUCCACGAUGCUAAAACAGGUGAGUUUAAUCCAGGUUCGUUUUCUAUGGGCGCUUUCACACCUACCUUGGUUGUUGAAGGCCAAUCAAGUAAGACGUAUUAUUAUGGCUUUAGUGGUGACGCACAGACAUUAAGCAUCUCUAAUUUCACGCACAGUUGGAGUUUUUGGCUCCGGUGGUGGUCAAUAUGAAAGUAACAGAGAGCUACAAAGUUUCUAAGCACCAAACACCUGCAUAUAAAUUAAUUAUAUAAUAUAUAAGUAACUUUAACUGAUGCAGUGUGGAACCAACUGAGCCCAAAUAAAUCGAUACAGUAUUACAGAAAAAUGAAGUCUUAUGAGUUGGAUUUGUAGCAGUACAUUGUACAUUUAGGGCAUUCGGCUGACGCUCUUAUCCAGAGCAACUUACAGUUUGAUCAUUUUACACAGGGAGGUGAAGGUGGUGUUAGGAGUCUUGCCCAAGGACUCUUAUUGGUGUAGUGUAGGGUGGUUACCCAGGUGGGAAUUGAACCCCCGUCUACAGCGUAGAAGGCAGAGGUGUUACCCACUACACUAACCAACCACACAUUGUAUGUUCUGCAACACUAAUAUGCAGUGGGUAAACAGGCAGGUGCAGUUUCAGACUGAAAUAAUUGGUAGUUAUUAGUUAAAUUGGGGCUAAUCUGAGUUUAAACUACUUUAACUUAGCCUUAAAGUGCCCAAAAUAAACCUUCCAAUAAACCUUCAAAGAAAACUUGUGUAGUUACGUAUUUACAUUUGAACAGUGCAGCAAAAUGACAGUAAAAGCUCUCAACUUUGAAGGGUAAUCAUAUCAGCCAUGCUUCCCAAAGGCAUCCAAGUUUUAAGACCAUCUUAACUGGUAGGGCGAGUGUUGAGUGUGAUGCUCGCUUUACCACUGAAGAAUCAUCCUCGUACUAAGAUGCUUUGGAGAAGCCCUGCCAUGAUCCUUCAAGUCCUCUGGCUCGACUUUUGGCCUUUCUGGGUCUGUUCUACUGGUUAACAAAUGUAUGAGCUGUGUUUGUGGCCCGUGUUUCUUGUUACGACACAAAAACGUCUAAUAAUCUUAGUAAAAACGACUCGGCAGCUCAAACGGAAAAGAGAAGGGAAGCACGGGAGGAGUUUUGGAAAACCAAACCUCUCUAGUUUCCUUCUCUUUCGUUUUGAAGUCACUGCGAGCCUCUGACAGUUUCCACUCCACAUCAAAGGGAAAAGCAGUGAGUUUUGUGAUGUUGAACCUUGUAUUUUCACACGGUUUGUAAGUCAGAUAGUUGGGCAAGAACCUCACGAAGCUGCCCGUUUCCUUCAUGUGCAACCAUUACUGCCAAAGAACACUUGACUACAUGUAAAUAAUCUGGCGGUCUGUUCUGUGAUGAAGUCUCGUCUCUGCUCCCGUUUGUUCCUGCUGAGAGUUACAGUGACGUUUGUGUAAUGUUUUGUCUUCCAGUCGCAAUAAUAAACGAUGAGUUUUGAAGGUAA